Nicrophorus vespilloides is the source of this 2103-nucleotide messenger RNA. It is a transcript of the gene Gpat4, whose product is annotated as glycerol-3-phosphate acyltransferase 3. Bases 173 to 1837 code for a protein of 554 amino acids. Gene Ontology annotation, cellular component: endoplasmic reticulum. NCBI's taxonomy places the organism in Eukaryota, Metazoa, Arthropoda, Insecta, Coleoptera, Silphidae. Gene Ontology annotation, molecular function: glycerol-3-phosphate O-acyltransferase activity. The transcript has 7 exons. Gene Ontology annotation, biological process: triglyceride biosynthetic process. The record is from RefSeq and is a predicted model, not a curated record.
CCAACUGACGAAAAGUGAGUCAGUGCAACACGAGCAGCUGAUGCGUGCUGGAUGGUUUCGAAAUAUGUGCGACCGCGACGAACGUAGGUAAUUUUGGAUUGCAAAUCACGCAACAACGAGCGCACGGGAGGAGACGACGAUUUCCACACGGCGCAAAGAACAGGAGCUAGAAAUGGCUCUACUCACCGGGACCAUCGCCGUCCUGGGCUCCAUCUUCUUCACGCCAUUUUUGAUGUUGCUCCUCUGCAUCAUAUUCCUCGCCUCCAUAGGAAAAUCCAUCGGAGUGCGGAGGCUGUACAUCAAGCUGCUGCUGAUGAUCUUCGAGUAUGGAAGGGCCAACAUCGAAACUGCGCAAAAGAAUGCCGGAUUGGCGUUGCCCGCGGAAUCGGAGGACGAGAGCCACGGGUCGAGCAAUAAGACGGCGGUGACGAGCCAGCAGCCGCAGAUAAAUGGUAUGAAGAAGACGGACGUCGUCCUCACCAACGGUAACACGAUAAGCCGCGACGACAAGCACAUCCUCGUCCCCGAUCUGAAGAACGGAUCCGAUGAUGAGGCAACAGUCGACAAGGACGAUUUCGAUCUGUCCAACUGCUUCGAUUACAUUAAGGCCGGCAUGGAGGCGAUUAUUGAAGACCAGGUGACGUCCAGGUUCGAGGCGGAGGAGCUGAAGAACUGGAACCUGAUGACCAGAACGAACAGGCGGUACGAGUUCAUCUCGUGGCGUCUGACAGUCAUAUGGAUGUGCGGCUUCAUCAUCCGGUACUGCUUCCUGUUCCCGCUGCGCGUCGUCAUCUGCUUCUUCGGGAUCUGUUGGCUGGUUGCCUCCACCGGUCUCCUGGGCACGAUUCCUGAUUGUCUGGUGAAGAGACACCUAAACUACUGGUGCUACAUGGUGGCAUUCCGCGUGAUGGCGCGCGCCCUCUCCGGAACGAUUUACAUUCGCAACAAGCACUUCAGGCCAAAGUGCGGGGGCGUAUGCGUCGCCAACCACACCUCCCCCGUCGACGUGCUCAUCCUCUCCACAGACAAUUGCUACUCCCUGGUCAUGUGGCUGACUUUGUGCACGGCCCUCGUAGGAUACCUCGCCGAUGGGCCCUUUAAGCAGUGGCUGAACAGGCGUAUUUCCAUCAUGUGCUUUGGGAUAUUGUCCGCAGCUUUGUCCUCGGUCAUCACGUACCACAACGAGGGAGAGAACAGGCCCAGCGCUGCCGGCAUCUGCGUCGCCAAUCACACAUCGCCCAUCGACGUGCUCGUCUUGAUGUGCGACAACUGUUACUCACUGAUCGGCCAGAGGCACGGUGGAUUCCUGGGCGUUCUGCAGAGGGCCUUGGCUCGUGCAUCUCCGCACAUCUGGUUCGAGAGAUCCGAAGUGAAGGAUCGGCACGCCGUUGCAAGAAAAUUGAAGGAGCACGUGUCGAACCCAUCGAAUCCGCCAAUUUUGAUCUUCCCGGAAGGCACGUGCAUCAACAACACGUCCGUGAUGCAGUUCAAGAAGGGCAGCUUCGAGGUGGGUAGCGUGAUCUACCCGGUGGCGAUCAAGUACGAUCCCCGGUUCGGGGAUGCGUUCUGGAACAGCAGCAGGUACUCGAUGAUGCAGUACCUCUACAUGAUGAUGACCAGCUGGGCGAUCGUCUGCGAGGUGUGGUACCUUCCGCCGAUGCACCAGAAGGAGGGCGAGAGCGCCAUCGACUUUGCGAAUCGCGUGAAGGGCGUCAUCGCGAAGCAGGGCGGACUCGUAGAUUUAGUUUGGGAUGGGCAGCUGAAGCGGGUAAAGCCGAAGAAGGAAUGGAUGGAGCGGCAGCAGGAGGAGUUCAGCAAACGGCUCAAAGUGGAAUAAUGACCAAUUUGAGACGCGACAAAAGCAGCACACAACUUGUACAGCCCAUAACUAAAAGAAACUACAACAAACAAACAAGCAACAACAGAGCCCUUUUCUUUUUUGUUUUUUAAAUUAAUUUCUUUCUAAUAUUAUUAUCAUUAUUAUUUUAAGUUCUAAUUUUAUUUGAUGUAUAUAUAUAUAUAUGUAUACCACGUACACAAAAACUCACAAAAAUCUUCAAAAUGUCACUGUUUCCUUUCUUAAACUUACGUUUUCUGCAUUUA